Phytophthora sojae is the source of this 744-nucleotide messenger RNA. RefSeq lists its product as hypothetical. The transcript has 4 exons. The coding region runs from base 1 to 744 and encodes 247 amino acids. The record is from RefSeq and is a predicted model, not a curated record. Lineage: Eukaryota; Oomycota; Peronosporomycetes; Peronosporales; Peronosporaceae. Gene Ontology annotation, molecular function: nucleic acid binding.
AUGGACCAGACGGCCAUCUUUAUCGACAUGAACGGUAAAACCACAAUCGAUUUUGUGGGAGUUCCAACUGUGGAUGUAGGUUUAAAUAUUAUGAUUGAUCUUACAUUUUUACGGUUUGAUCUUUACGUUUUAGGUAGUGAAGUGAACGGAUUCCGAGCUUCUGUCUUCCUCGCGUCUGCGACUGGGCAAAAACUGCCCCCGCUGAUCGUCUUUGCUGGAAUCGCCGGCGGGCCGGUCUCGCAGGCGGUUUGGAGUCCAUACUUCGGGGCCCCAGACUGUGAGCAUACAGUCCAGCGCAAGGCAUACCGCAGCGAAGAGGUCAUGCUCGAGUGGAUCCAACGGAUCUGGAAGCCGAGUGUAAAUGGCUGCAAGCUACUGCUGCUGGACAGCCUGAAAGUCUACAAGAUGGAGGAGGACUGCUGCACCCAAGUCGAGUUUGUCCCACCUGGAAUUACUGGCAUUGCCCAGCCGAUGGACGUCGCAGUGAUGAAGUCGUUCAAAGAUAACGUCAGGAAGCGCUACCUUGCCUACCACGUAGAGAACAGCUUUCCCGACACGCCAGACCAAAAGCGGGAGCUCAUCUCACGCUUUGUCGCCGAAGCGUGGUGGAAUGUCUCGCCUGCGACCAUUCGGAAUGGCUUCAUCAAGAGCGGCAUCAUCCUGAUAGGUCCGAGGGACCGCCUUGGGCGUUUCUGCGUCGCCGCAGAAGUAGCAGAAGAAGCGCCAAUUUUAGAGGACCAGUAG